AUUCACGACGCUCAACACCAUCAACCACCACAAUGGCGUCCAACUACACCUGCAGGGCAUGCUCACGAGCGUUCUCAAGAGCGAGCUCUUCUUGGCUACAGUCGAGCAACAAGACAACUCUGCGCCGCGCGCAACGAAACUUCUCUACAACCGCGCCGAGCCUAUAUCACGCAUCGCACGGCCUCAACGCAGACGUCAGACCGGAAGCCAUCAAGAAGCCGUAUCCCAAUGUCAAGUCUGGCGUGUCUGGACUCGCGCAGAAGCUGCGUGAGAAGGCACCGUUGAUGACAGAGCCUUACGUUGCAUAUGGCGCCACACGAGAGCUGAUCAAGGAAUGCUCAAGACCAGGAGAAUACAAGAUUCCCCAGGCACAGCAAAAGGGCGCCGAGAUCCCUACUAUCGAGAAUGGUGUGCACCUCGGGGAAGGUGAGGGGUGGUGGUACGAGACUCUCGGUCUCAAGCCCACUUUUGCCAAUUGGACGCAAAUCACCUUCAUCCACAUGUAUAUGCUGCAAGUACGCUUUCGGAUGCUGCCAGAAUCGCACGCCAGCACAUGGAUCCAGCAUCUGACGAAUCACGCCUUCUAUGCCGCUGAAGACCGACUCGUCGUGUGGCACAAGUUCAAUGCCAACUCUCUUCGACAGAAGCACCUCAAAGACAUGUUCUCGCAGUGGCGUGCUGUCCUCCUCUCGUACGAUGAGGGCCUUAUGAAGGGCGAUGCCAUGCUGGCAGCUGCCGUCUGGAGAAAUUUGAUGGGCUCUGAGGAGGACGUCGACUUCCAGAAGCUCGCUCAGAUUGUAGGAUACAUGAGGAGGGAGCUGAAGAGGCUGGAGAAUGCAAGCGACGAUGAGGUCGUCAAUGGACUCUGGAAGUUCAAGGGCGACCCAGGUGAAGAGGUCAGUCUCGUGAAGCAGUCAAGCAAGAUGAUGCAGGAGAACACCAAGGCUUAGAUGUGUGACGCAGUCACUCACCUGCACUGUUUCCACGUCCCCCGUUGUACCAAAGCGCGCUGUAUACUAUGUACUCCAACUGUAUAGAAGACCCACCACGAAUAAGUCAGGGCAACUGAAAGCAUCACUACAACCCAUAAUUGC
This is a messenger RNA of Macroventuria anomochaeta, 1094 nucleotides long. RefSeq lists its product as uncharacterized. Bases 33 to 950 code for a protein of 305 amino acids. Gene Ontology annotation, biological process: mitochondrial respiratory chain complex III assembly. The record is from RefSeq and is a predicted model, not a curated record. Lineage: Eukaryota; Fungi; Ascomycota; Dothideomycetes; Pleosporales; Didymellaceae. Gene Ontology annotation, cellular component: mitochondrion. The transcript has 3 exons.